AUGAAUUCGCGUUCGCUGGGAAUUGAUUUCGGUCACCAUCUAGGUUAGGUUACCAUCGACUGCGGAUUCUCUAUUAUUUCGUGACUAUUGUCGAUAUUUGAAAAGAAAUGCACUCCGGCAAAAUGCUUAUAACUUUUCAGCGAGGAGGGCUACAGUCCUGCGGUUUCAAGAUUCUGAAGCUAGACACUCUGGGACGUAAACCUAGAAAAAAGUCAGAGCGUCUGAUCAGGUUUAGCAUGCUGCACCGUUCGAGACAAAACCCGAAAGCGUAUCAUUCCGAAGCCAGACGAUGACACCCAGUCUCAAGUAAUAACAGUCGAUAGCCGAAACAUUUCUCUUGAAGACUACGCUAAGCGCUGGUCUUCAUCUCAUUUGGUUCCGGAGAUACAAACGUUGUCAAGGACACACU
Messenger RNA from Didymodactylos carnosus, 409 nucleotides. The record is from the annotation of a GenBank genome assembly. NCBI's taxonomy places the organism in Eukaryota, Metazoa, Rotifera, Eurotatoria, Philodinida, Philodinidae.